Trichomycterus rosablanca is the source of this 4405-nucleotide messenger RNA. RefSeq names its product calcium/calmodulin-dependent protein kinase II alpha (gene camk2a). The transcript has 18 exons. Gene Ontology annotation, molecular function: ATP binding; calcium/calmodulin-dependent protein kinase activity; calmodulin binding. The record is from RefSeq and is a predicted model, not a curated record. Gene Ontology annotation, biological process: protein phosphorylation. Bases 112 to 1548 code for a protein of 478 amino acids. NCBI's taxonomy places the organism in Eukaryota, Metazoa, Chordata, Actinopteri, Siluriformes, Trichomycteridae.
AGCAGGCUUCCUACCAUCAUCAUCCUCAUUCUUCUGCUCAACACACGCUCACACACACACUCACACACACUCACACACUCCUGAGUGCCACACACACCAUCUGGGUUCAGCAUGGCGACCAUCACCUGUACCCGCUUCACAGAGGAAUACCAACUGUUUGAGGAACUGGGCAAGGGAGCGUUCUCAGUGGUGCGCAGGUGUGUUAAAGUCCUCUCGGGUCAGGAAUACGCCGCCAAGAUCAUCAACACCAAGAAACUCUCUGCCAGAGAUCACCAGAAGCUGGACAGAGAGGCUCGGAUCUGUCGACUGCUCAAACAUCCAAACAUCGUGCGGCUCCAUGACAGCAUUUCAGAGGAGGGUCACCAUUAUCUCAUCUUCGACCUUGUGACGGGUGGCGAGCUGUUCGAGGACAUCGUGGCCAGAGAAUAUUACAGCGAGGCAGACGCCAGCCACUGCAUCCAGCAGAUUUUGGAAGCCGUGCUGCACUGCCAUCAGAUGGGCGUCGUGCACCGAGAUUUAAAGCCAGAGAAUCUUCUCCUCGCCUCAAAGUCUAAAGGUGCAGCCGUGAAGUUAGCGGAUUUCGGUUUGGCAAUUGAGGUGGAAGGAGAUCAGCAGGCUUGGUUUGGUUUUGCAGGUACACCUGGUUACCUCUCACCUGAAGUGUUACGGAAAGAUCCAUACGGGAAAGCCGUGGAUCUCUGGGCCUGUGGUGUGAUUCUGUACAUCCUGUUGGUUGGAUAUCCUCCAUUCUGGGAUGAAGAUCAGCAUCGACUCUACCAGCAGAUCAAAGCAGGAGCCUACGAUUUUCCGUCUCCAGAGUGGGACACGGUCACUCCUGAAGCUAAAGAUCUGAUUAAUAAAAUGCUCACCAUCAAUCCUGCUAAACGCAUCACUGCUGCUGAGGCUCUCAAGCACCCCUGGAUCUCUCAUCGCUCCACGGUGGCGUCCUGCAUGCACAGACAGGAGACGGUGGAAUGUCUGAAGAAGUUCAACGCUCGCAGGAAGCUGAAGGGUGCCAUUCUCACCACCAUGCUCGCCACCAGGAACUUCUCAGGAGGGAAGAGUGGAGCCAACAAGAAGACGGAUGGCGUGAAGGAAUCCUCCGAGAGCUCCAACACCACUAUUGAAGAUGAAGAUACCAGAGCGAGGAAACAGGAAAUCAUCAAAGUGACCGAGCAGCUGAUCGAGGCCAUCAGCAAUGGAGACUUUGAGAGUUACACGAAGAUGUGUGAUCCCAGUGUUACAGCAUUUGAACCUGAAGCUCUGGGUAAUCUGGUGGAGGGACUCGACUUCCAUCGCUUCUACUUCGAAAACCUUUGGUCUAAGAACAGUAAGCCGGUCCACACCACCAUCCUGAACCCUCACAUCCACCUGAUUGGGGACGAGGCCGCCUGCAUCGCUUACAUCCGCAUCACGCAGUACAUCGACACCAACGGCACGCCGCACUCCGCCCAGUCCGAGGAGUCGCGCGUCUGGCACCGGCGCGACGGGAAAUGGCAGAUCGUUCACUUCCACCGCUCCGGAGCGCCCUCUACCAUCACCAAUUGAGCUGCAGAGCUGGUGGUAACAGAAGUGUGAUAUAUUCCGGUGGUCCUGCUGUUCUGCGAGCUGAUUGGACACCAAUGGAGCUGCCUGACUACCCACAAUCCUUUGCUUCCCAUCUCACACAUGAGCAUCUAGGAUUGAGUUCAUCACACACACACACACACACACACACACACACACACAUUAACACUAGGUGCACAACAUGCGCUGUGUCAGUCUUCUGUAGAUGCUACAAAGAAAUUGUGCAAAAAAUAUGAAUCAUGAGUGGAAUUAAAUAUUAUUUGUUAUAUUUAUUGAUUAUUUAAAUGUAAAGGUUGUUUAUCAGGCUGCCGGCGUGGUGAGGGAUCAAAUCCCCUCCCGAAACUACAAACGUUUUUGUUCUGCAGGGGUUUGUUUACACUUCCAUCAUUAAACUCAUUAAUGUGCUUCAUUAUUCACACAGAUCAAACACGGGUGUGGAAGUGUUGGCGCGCAUGCUAACAUCCCAUUAAAACGUUCAUGGAACAGUGGUCUUUCACCAAGGUCUGCAAGAAAACACAAGCGCUCACUAAUACUGAGAGGAACUUUAGAGGCUUUUCUGCUCUGAAUCAGUAUUUUGAAGGUUGUAUGAAAGAUUGUUUCUCCUCACAGCAGCAGGAGCCUCUAAAGAUUUAAAGCUCGCUCGACUGUGAGAAGUCUCGCUCCUGUUCCAUUAGCUUAUGAUUAUUGAUUACGUGUGGAAAUGACACAUAAACGUACUCAGCCUGAGACCUGAGAUUAAAGUUUGGGUUUCUUCUCGACCUUGACUAGAGACCACUGUUCCAUGUAAUUACAGGUGCAGACAGCGAGCACUCCAGUGGAUACAGGACAUGAUACACACUCACUUCUACUCUGAACUAUUCUAAUCGUUUUGUUUUUGCUGUUUGGGAAAUAUAAACAAUAAACAACAACUAAGGUAAAAUCAAGGUGUUUAGAAUCCCGUCCAAUCAGGAGAGGUUUCGAACAAAAACACAGUAAAGAAACAAACCCUAAAAAUGUUAAACACACAUUUAAAGCUGCACUGAGAGUGAUUAUUAUUAUAAUAUUUCUGUUAUUUACGUUUCUCAUGGAGUGGCGCUUCCACAGUUCUUCCUGUAGAGGGCGCUGUUGCUUUGCUUUAUUCAUGCUUUACUAUAGAACCACACCCUGGUAUUAUAAAUCAAACACAAAUCAUUCAUUUCCACAGUGAGACGAAGCAGAUUUGCAAUAAACUAAAAGAUCUUUUUAUUCCAACUACAAACCAGACAAGAUUUCUCUGAUUGUUCGACAUUGUAAGAUAUUAUUCAUUGAUCACAUCAGUCAGUACUCUCACUGCAUGGCCGCCGCUUCAGUUUACUUCAAAUUAAAAUUAGUAUUUCAAGUGAAAUGAACUUGUUUUAUUUGUGAGUGUGGAAGAAUCAGGUUGCAGUAAAUAUAGUUUGUGAUACGUGCUGGUGAAAUAGAUUAUGUUUCCACGACUGUACAGAUGAAUUAUUAUCAUGUAAUUACAUUCUCCUGCCAGCAUGUGGCGCACAUCACAUAUAUUUAUACACAUCUGUGUUUUAUAUUGGGUAAAGAAUUGUGACGCGCUUCACCCCGCAUACAGCUCUUUUUAAUCUACUAUUCUACAUCACGAGGUUAUCAGGGUUGUUGUUUAUAUAUUUAUUCAUGUAUUUAUUUUAUUACCUCCAAGAAAUAUAGAUCUGAAAAAUAGCUGUGCAGUUUAUUUGUGACCCGUUUCACCCAGCGUACAGGUCAUUAAUAAAUGAAAGAAAAGGCUGCAUACAGUACAGUGAAUUGUGCAACACUUUACCCAGCAUACAGGUUACAAUAAUGCUUUAUAUAUAAUUUAACUUAUUAACGUAUUAAUGAUAUAUAGAUUUAUAGCUUUAUAAAUCACCUAUAUCUAUAUCAGAUGUUUAGAAUAUUUUGAUUCAUUACAAAUAUACUAAUUUAUUACACAUACAUUAAAUAUAUCACUUAUAAAUACAUGAUUUUAUUUAUGAAUACAAGAGUUUAUCUGCUACAUACCUGAUCUAUUAACAUUAUAUAUUCAUUUAUCAAGCUCAGUAUUUAUUUAUUAUUAAAUAUGUACAAAUGUUGAUUCUUGUUUUCUCUUGUAUAAGUUUCCAAAUGUGCAUCAGUUUUAUUAUUUCAUGUUUUAUUUGUAUUAAAAGGUAUAAUAAUGAUAAUAUUCAGUGUUUUUGGGGUUGAUGGAGCCCUCACUGUUCAGUUAGGUUUUGGUUUUAGCCGAUCAAAUGAAUGUAACACGAUUUUACUGCACAGAGGAGUUUUAAUCAUUGUAGGAAGGAUGAUGAUGGUUUAAUUUUACACUGUAGGGACGGUUUGGUUCAUUUACAGUCCAUGGCAGGGGCCCUAAACCUCGGGGUCGAGGCUUCCAUGAGGGCCCCAGCAUGGUUCCUUAAUGUUCUUAUACAGGACUGACAGAGCAGAAAAGUACGUAUAAAAUGAAUUAAAUAAAGAAUAAAUGAUGGAGGGAUUUACAUGAGCGGGUGAUGACGGGCUCUUCUGCCCCUCUUCAGCACACAGUUGGGAUUUUGGACUGUUCAUCAGUCUGAGUGAGAUGUGUCCGGUGUGUGUAAACCUUAACUUUCACACACACAUUCAAUAACUUUAUCUCACAUGUGUUAAUAAUAAUAAAGAUUCGAGUGAGUAAAUCAGGAUGGAUGGUUUCCGCUCUGUGAGAAGAUGAACUGGAACUCCUCUGUGACACCGAUGACCUUUAACCUCUUGUACUGUUUCUAACUGUUGGAUGGUGGUGCAUGCUGCACGUUUCUUUUUGUAACGACUGUGACGUUCUCGUUUUAUAAGAAGCUUGUGAAUAAAAGCACAGAAAUAUGAA